GCCGCGAAUAGUAAAAUGAAGGAGGUCGUCAACAUCAACGCAGCAUUCUCGUCACCGUCCUCUUCCACUUCUCCCUGUAGUCGGCCUAUCUCUCCCGCCUCAUCACACACAAUUAACAUGACACGGCCAUCUUCAGCAGGGCCUCCCAGGCCUAAGCGAAAGGGUGCACGAAGUGUUUCUACCCUUACUCCCUCACAACUCGCCCGCAAGAGAGCAAACGAUCGAGAAGCCCAGAGGGUUAUCCGCGCCCGCACCAAGGAGCACAUCGAGCGGUUGGAGCGCGAGUUGGAGGAGCGUAAGAGCAUGCAGAGCCGCGACCAGACCGUCCAAGAGCUGUUGCGCCGCAACAAGGCGCUCGAGGAAGAGCUGGUGCGACUCAAGGAGAGCAGGGAAGUGCCAAUGACGUCAUCACCUUAUUGUGUUCCAGUCUGCGACGGAAACCCCAGUACUGGUAGCGAUGCCAUUCCUAGCCCUCGAGGAUCAUCGUUCUCUGACGACUGCAACUCCAUCCCGGACUACAGCCAACAAUACGUCCCUCUACCCAACAACUGCGAAUCCUGGGCGAGCACCGUCCCCUGCCCCGUCCCCUCCAAAGCCUCGAGUCCAUCGUCAUCAGCCGACAACUAUAGCACUGGCUAUAUCCCAACCAGCGUGCCCACUUCAAUCCUCCCCUCCAACAACACAAGCUCCUUAAGUAUCAGCGCCGUGGGCCACAAGGACAUUGCCAAGAUGGAGUAUGACGGCGUGUUCCAUCACGCCACGAUUCCCCAAGGGCAUCCUCUAUCCGACGUGAGGCCUGGCGAGGAGGUUAAUCACACUCUAUGUCUAGACGCAGGAUUUUGCCUCAGCAAUUUGUCGCUGUAG
Messenger RNA from Fusarium falciforme, 864 nucleotides. RefSeq lists its product as hypothetical. Bases 16 to 864 code for a protein of 282 amino acids. NCBI's taxonomy places the organism in Eukaryota, Fungi, Ascomycota, Sordariomycetes, Hypocreales, Nectriaceae. The transcript has 3 exons. The record is from RefSeq and is a predicted model, not a curated record.